UCAACACUGGUGCUGCUGCUGCUGCUGAGCCUUGGCGGAGUAUGUGUGAGUGUGUGAGUAUGUGCGAGUGUGUGUGCUGAUGGUGGACUGUUCCCGGUGAAAGACGCCGAACCCGGCCGCGUGAAAAAUGCCUCACAGCCGCGUGUAAACGGUCGAAGCUCGCGGAGGGGAGAGAGAGAGUCAGGUGUCCGGGCGGCUAGAGAGGAAAAUAUGAGCAGGAUGUUGCAAGUUUUAGCGUGUGGCGCCGUAGUUUUCCCCGGUCUCUUCUUCGCCUUCAGGAAGAUCCUACCGUGUGUGUUCAAACACUGGAGCGAUGCCGACGUGGUACUGGUCAGCGAGAGGCUGGUGUCCUCUAUCCAUGCUGCCAUGGCAACCACAGCAGGAGCCGUUGUCGUGUCAUCAUGCUGCGGCAAUGUCAUUAAUGACAGGCACUGGCUGGCCACCUACUUUGUCAUCUGGUACGGUGUCCCCUACAUGACGUACGACAUCUUUGCCAUGUACCUCAGUCACUACUACCGCUUCCACAUCAAAGGGCACGAGGACUACAAGCAGCAUUCACUGAGGACCAUAAACUCCUUUGUCCGUAAGGAGUUCCUGCUGGUCCUGCAUCACAUCGCUCUGCUCACCAUCCUGCUGCCUGUCACACUGUUCUUUAAACCACCUGUUGGAGGGCUUUUUGUCUUAUUUCUGGUUGAAUACAGUUCCUCAUUUGUGACUAUAGGCAAAGUUCUCCUCCAGCUCAGCCUCCAGGACUCCUGGCUGCACAAGCUCAAUGGCGGGAUGGUCCUCUUCACCUUCUUCAUGUGCCGCAUCGCCCUCUUCCCAUUCAUGUACUGGAUGUACGGCCGUCACUACGGCAUCCCUCUCUACAGCGUGCCCUUCCACCUGCCGCUGUCUGCCAACCUGGGCAACUCGUGCAUCUUGGCGCCGCAGGUCUACUGGUUCGUCCUGCUGUGCCGAAAGGGCUACCGUCUUUACCAGCGCAGCCGCAGCCCGGCCUCGUCUCCCACGGCCGACACCGCCGCCGUCACUGACAGUUCAAAAGAUGAUUGAUACGCGGACCACGACCGCUCGCUCUAGCCACACACUCAGCUACUAACGCUCAGCCCAACCAUCGUACUGUAGUACACCAGGACUGCCUGCUCUCGUUCCACAACUCCCGGGCAUUUUCCGCACACUUCAACCAACUCCUCUGCCUACGUGGACCUCUCCACCUCCAAUCUAACUCUACUACUGAAGUUUAGUGAUUUUAAUUUUUUUGGGAUGUGACUCUGGCCUGGAUCUCGCUGAAGUGCUUCACUGUGUCUGAAUACAUUUACAGCACUGGAAAAAGAAGAAGAAGAAGAAAAAAAAGAUUGUUUGCUGCACUGCGAGUGAAAUGUGGAGCAAACGUACCAGAAACUAAAGAGGAGAUAUGAUCCUUACUCCUACUGUUUACAGCUGCUGAUUGGAAAGUUCUGUUACAGUGUAUGUUUGUGGGUGUUAUGGCUGGUUUUCAUUUAAGAGUAACAUGUCAGAUAGCUGGAUUUCUUUUCAGAUCAUUUUAUUUGUCACGCUGGUGACAAGGAUUGGGGCCUGUGGUGGGCGGCAUGGAAGUUCAGGCAGUAUUAGCAGAGAUAGGAAAUGAGGAAUACGCGUCACCAAGCAGCUACAUCGUUACCUGGUUAAUGUGAUAGCCUCUGACUUUUUACCAGUUUCUCAUAGUGCACGCCAUUACCUACACUCGUGUUUCCACCCUUCAUUUUCAGGUUUAUAGUUUUCCAUUAUCUGUAGGGAACUAUUUUUGACACCAUGAUUAAUUAAGAAAUGGCCCUCUCUCACACAGGGUUUUUUGUUUUGUUUUUUUUAAAGAAAACAGUAAUAUUGUAAUGUCUUGCCCUGAGAUAAUUUUUUCUCAGGUGUGAAGUUCAGCUCCUCAGCAGAUAAAAUUAAAAAAAUCAUACCUGGUUUAAAUUUGGUCGAGGUCAUCUUCUCAUGGAGUUUUUCCUAAAUUUAAGUUCUGGCCACUUUGACUUGUUCCUCCUCGAUGUGUGGUGGCUCUCCUGCAGUGGAUCCAAACUGUAACUGCUUAACUUUUGUUUUGUAUUCUCAGUUAAAAUGGGGAGCAUCGACCUCAUAAGUGACGCCAGCACUAAAGUACCACACUGUCUUUAAAUGGCCACCAGGAGACGACUUUUCUGGCUGCAGAAAGACUUGGAGGGAGGGAUUAGCCCUCACCUCGCUUUCUCUUCGACCGCAAUGCUUUCCUGACGACUUUAUGGGCUCAAGCGCUAGUUUCAGGGUCAAAUUUUAUAGUCAAUCUGAGGGCCUGAAAGAAGGAUUAUCCAGGAUGUGAUCACUUGCUCCACCGCUCUCUCAUCACAUCUGGUUUUAAAGUACCAAGAUUGCGACAGCAGGAGCUCUCAGCUUAUAGCUUGAUAAUUUUGUGACACGAGGGGUGGCUGUGGGGGUGAAAAGGGGUAGACGUGAGAGGAAGUAAAGCUAAUGCAGGACAGUAAAGACACCAGAUCAUCAAAGUAAAACAGGAAAAAACCAAAUGAGAGGUAAACAAGAACUUUUUAAAAAAAAAUUGGUUUAAACUAAGGAUCCUUUUGGGACAUUUUUGGUCGUCCACAAAAAUUAUUGUUAUUUCUCCCUUGUUGCUACACGUCCUGCUCUUCUCACCAGUUAUGAUUCUUGACAAAAAAGUUGGAUCAAUUCAAAAGAAAACCUGACGUUUGUUCACCUUGAGGUUGACGGUAAGGUGUGAGUGGACAGGAAAGGACUUCCAGUGAGUGAUUAAAAAAAGAAAGAAAGAAAGAAACAGGCCCCAACCGAGGUGAAUGGUAAGAUUAGACCAGUGAACUUUAUGCCAGGUAUGAUUUUUUUUGGGGGGGGGGUGGGGGGCUUCUGUUCAAUGCUUCUGUUUUUUGCCUCUAAACGUCACUCAGUCCAGUCUGAUGGGGUGAUGUGGAAGGUACCAUGACGCCCGAUGAAGGUCAAGCGGCUCCCAGCUGAACUCAGGGGCAAGGUCAGAGUGAUAAAUGGAGGGGUGUGGCUCAUCGGGCCAAACAAACCACAAACAAUCAAACAAAUACUUCAGAUUAUUUAUAUGCACUUGUGUAUCAGGGGUUGCACUCAUCACAUAGGGGUUUUUAGAGUUACAUUAACUAUCACUUAAAUUAAAUAUAUAUCCUGACUAGAAUAGAGAGGAUCAUUUUAUUGUGCAAAAUUUCAGUUAUUAUGAAAGAAAUGAAACUUCUUACGAAUUAAUCAAAUCAGAAAACAAAGAAUUCUGCGUAUUAUGCAUUAAAUGUCCUUUUUUUGUUUCCUGUAAAUUCAGUCUAUGCAAAACAAAUGUUGGUGCAUGUAUAACUGAACUAACAUCAGGUCAUAUCAAGCUCAUCCAUCCCUCAUAUGAUGUGCUGUUUGCACAGUUUUCUAGGAAUCUGUGUUUAUCUCUGCUCUACAUUUCAGUCUUAUUACUGAGUCUUAGUUGUUUUAAUUUUUUUAUUUAUUUAUAAUUGCGUAAUGAUUAAAAAUAACUUCAUAUUCAUUGUUAGUUUGUUUUAGUGCACAUGGACACAUUAGAGCUGAAUCAAAACUCACUAAAAAUCCAUUUAAAUGGAACGUGGCGCAGCUUACAGCUAACAGGCAUGAAGCAAACCGCCUUAUGUUAAUCCAGAGUUUUUGUGUCUUUGCUUUAAAAUCUAAAUUGUUGUCUCCCUCUUUUUGGCAGCUUCUGCCAAGCUGUUGUAUAAAUGAUAAAGUAUAAUGUAACAGUAGUACAAGCUGGAGCACAGAAAGCUUCUGAACUCUCUUUUGCCCAGAUUAUUGAUGGGAUCAAAGUGACUGCUCGUGUUAGAAACACAUUCUGCAUGACGGCUCAAAUAUUUUCCCUCUGUGAGUCUGAUCAUCACAACUUGUUGUGAAGGGGGGAGCUAAAGAAGAAGCCUGUUAGCUGAGCAGCAGUGUGGGGAAGAGGAGGCGAGCCGGGCAGCUGAAUGAUGGGCUUGUUUGUCGAGGUCGGCUGGAGUGCGUCAGGGUGCUUUUGUUACUGCAAACAUUCCUCGCUCUUUGUGUUGCUUUUCUGCAUCUUUCAGCUGAAUUUCUCCCACGUUCUCUUUUGACAAUUCUAAUAGUAUUAAAAGAAUUACAAUAUCAGUUUAUCAGCUGUUAUGUUUUUUACAUACAUGUAGAGGGUUUAAACAUUCUCCAAGUCCCAAAAAAAUCAGAUCCAUCCCCAGUUAAGGCAGUGAGUCUGGGCUACCUUAACUCUAUGCAAGUAAAACCGCGCUUCUCAGCAUGUAUUUACACACAAGGUGUUUAUAUUCAUGCUAAAGGCAGAACUACAGUUCAGAACUGUGGAUGUUUUUAUCCCAGAUUCAGGUUUCAGAACUUUACAACUCUCACGCACAAAAAAAUGGAGUGCAUCUAGUGUCUUACACUGCAAGAAGGUGUUAAUAACAGGAGGUUGUUGUUUCAGCACCCUACGCUGAAGAAGACGCGUCUCAGUGGACUAUCUUCUUCCCCACUUAAAUGUCCUCAAUGUCUGGUCUGCUUCUGGGAUGACCUCUGAGAUUGAGAUUAAUAAACUGGGCUUGAGUCUAACAGCUGGUUUAAAGUCUCCACUUUCACUGCAGUUAUAAUCAAUAAGUUCCACUCUACUUAAAGUUACUGUCCCACUGUUUCUGCUCCUUUCAUUUAUUUGAACUCAGCCCCUUCUCUUAGUUUGCUGUGAAGCUAGCAGAGCAGAAUGAGCCCUCACCUCCUCUCUGCCGCCCUCUGCUGUCAGGCCCAUCCAUUGCUUGUCCACUCUGAAGGCUGUGCAGUUGAGAUUAAAGAUCUCAAGUUGUCAGCCAGCGUGACCUCAAAAUGUAGCGGAAAAAACUGACAGGUACAUUUGUUUUCUUGUGUUUGGAGGAGGGGACGGAACAGAAAGAAUUUGCUGUGGGAAAGUGUGUGCUUUUUUUGUUUGUUUGGGGUUUUUGUGUGAUACCCUAAAGUUGAGCCUGUCUUCAUAGCUUGCAUAAAUGCCAUCUUGUUGACUUUUUCUUAAGAGGACUUUUAGAAGAUUGUUCUGAAGCUUUUUUUUUUUUGGCCUGGAUUUGGCCUCUCUGCUAACAGGAUGUUGAAGUUUAGUGGCUUCACUAAUAAAAUUCAGUCUUAGUUUUGAAAGCGUGGGAAAGAUGUUUUAAAAUGUUAAAAAAUUAAAAUAUAUAAACAUUCCAGUAUCCUUAUACUAAAUUGACCCCAAUUUCAAAACCUCAAAUCCUUUAUUAACCGUUUUUCAUCCCCUGUUGGCUCAUUUAUUUUGCUUUUUUCAUAGCCAGGCGACAACAAGCCACAUUACUUUCAUUGCUUGAGAGCGUCACUGCCACAUGAAAUCAUGAGUAGUAUAAAUGCAUAUCUUUCUACAUCUAUCACUCAGUAGGCUCUGAUUAUAGAAGACCAUAAAUUCUCUUUGCUCAGGGUUUGAUGAACUUGUUAGGAAACCAUGUGUGUAAUGUAGAGGUUUACUGUAAGAUAGCGAAGCUAUGAGACUGAUUCUGAAGAGGAUCACAGUGUGCUGUUUAUUUCUACGUGAUGUUUUUCAAAGCAUCAGUUUUCCUUUCAGAUUUUUCUCGUAUUUAUGCCUCCUGACAUGGCUUGUGAUAGUUCAGCUUCUAAGGGUUGGUAAACCAAAGACUGAUUGCAGUAACUAUAGUCAGAUUCUUUUCAGUCUUGUCUUAAUGGCUUAAAGUUACCCACAUGUCACCCCAACUAAAAACCUAACUAACCUCCCAUUUUGUCCUCUUUAUAAGCUCACCAACACUGGGAUGUAUUGGAGGAAAGCCUCUGCGUUCACACAAAGUGGACAGAAGUUUGGGAUCAGUUUGUUGAUUAAGGGAAAAGCUAAUUUUUAGCUCCAUAGUUUUAUUCAUGGGCUCCACCAGAGUAGCUUUGCAUGAUUCACGGUUCAAAAUCAUCCUUGUUCUGUAACAUUCAAGGGUAAAUUAAAAAAAAAAAAAUGUCUGAACGACAUUUAACAUGAGCACCAUUGUUAUGACAGAGAAUCAGGAAAAGCACAAUUGACCCCCCCAUUAGUCAUAAAUUAUUAAUGAUGUUUAAUAGAUGCCUCCCACCAGGUGCAAUCUGCUUGAAAUCAAAGUGGUUAUCACCGAGUUAAGGGUAUUGCAUGCCUAACCUCUGGGCAAAAUUCAGUGCAAUCACCAGGCAUUGCUGGUGGUUGCCUUGAUAAUUACAUAAGCAAGACGUUUCUGUUCAUCAAACUAGACACUGAUGUACUUGUCCUCUUGCUUUCCCACAACUUUUUCACUGUUUCUGUUCUGUUCAAGGCAGCUGUUUUCAGCUUUUCUGUUUUAUAUAAACUGUGAAUCAAUUGACUUAGAAUACUCUUGAGGUGUUUCAGAAGAAAGCUAUUUCUCUUUGGCUGUUUUGCGACUGCAGCCUAAAGAUUCUCAACAAAGGUACUUUGUUUCAAAAACAAAAGCAUUUUGAAGUGACCCUAGACCUUUUGGGAGCAAUGUGCUUUAUCUUUUUAGCACAGUGGCUGAAAAGUCAUUGCUAAUGUUAUGUUUGGACGCAUUAAUACAAAAAUCAUAUUAACUUCUUAUAUGUAAGGUUGUAUUUUAACCUUGGAACACCUGUUCUAUGGUUAAACUGGGAAUAUGGUCAUUUAAUCCACCUUUGAACAACACUGGAUCCAUUGGACCAGGCUAAUGCUAGCAUAGGCUAACGCUCGUCUAAGCUAGUGGUAGCAUAGGCUAAUACCAGUAUAGUGCGUUCUAUUGUCUUGGAAGUCUGAGCUGGGAGUGAUGUCAUUUCCAGUAGUAAAGUCAUAACAGCAAGACAAAAAAAGGAUUUGUGUUGCUCCUUGGUAAGGUAGAAUCAUACUUCAAUAGCAAUACAGGGAAAUGUACCACUGCUGUACUUGCAUGCAUACAGUUUGAGUAGUGCUCUGCAUAUGAUUUAUUUAGUGGCAACGCACAUUAAAAGUUUUAUAGUUUUAUCACUUUUUACAUUCCCCUGGAUAAAGUUAGCCCUGUUGGGGCUGCUCAGACUUUCCAAGUUGAUAAUGUGAUGUCAGGGUGCUGUGGCCAGCUGAAAAGUCUGACUUCUAAUUUUAAAGUACAAUGGAAUGCACUAUAAGCUGGUCGCAGCAGAUGGUAAGCAUGAUUUCAAGCUAAUAUAGACAAACACUGCUAUAAAAUAUGUAAGCUAGGGGUAGCAUAGCUUAACACUAGCAUAGGCUAAUGCUUUUUUAAAGUAAUGCUAGCAUAAACCACUAUAAGCUAGUGAUAGCAUAGGCAAAUACUGGCAUAGGCUAAUGUUCUUAUGCUAGCAUAAGCCAGUACUGAUAAAAGCUAACAAAGUCCUACAUAAUGCUGAGUAAUAGCUGCCUUUUUCUUUUUUUUUUUAAAUGUUGUUGUUUGAGACAGAAUACUCCAUGUUAAUCAUUUAACAUACACAACAGUGCUAUAAUAUUGAGUGGCUGUAGACUGUGAGUGAUUGAAGCUUCAAGUUAACCCUUAAAUGUCUUUUCGCAAACUGUCAAGUUUCCAUGCUAAUAAUUUAGCUUUGGCUACUAAUUUGUUAUUUAAAGAGAGAAUUUAGCGGCCAAUUUCUAUGUUACUAUCAUGUUCAUGUUAUUUAAAGGUCAAAGUUGUGGAUCCUUGAAAUACAAAUGGGGACAGUGGGGUCUCUUCAGGUCUUGUGACAGAGGAUGUGGUAGUUUGCUGCUUUCUUUAGUCUCACAUAUCCAUAUAUCAGGUUUAAACCUUCUCUUUCUGACUGGAGCUGGAGGAGGUUUAAAAUAAACUGUUGGUUUAAAAGCUACGAUGGGUUUUUAAAUUCUAACCAAAUAUUCUCAGCAAUUUAGAUGAAGAUUAUGUGUGCUGGAUUUGGGGGUAAAUUUAACAUUAGAAAACAAUAUUUUGCUGUUUCUUCUGAUGAGAUGUCAAUAAAAUAUAUUUAACCAUAAAGAUACUGAACGGGUUAGAAUAUUGAGCACUGCAAAAAGGAAAACUGUGUUGCUGGUACUGAUUUUCAUCUGUGGACAGUGAACCAAACUUGGUCUCCAGUGCCUUGUGAAAAAUCUAUUUGUGACACCCAUAAAAACUCAGUUAAAAAAAAAGAGCUAAGAUGGCGGGCAGUGUUUACAGGUUGUGGCUGUAUUUGUCAUGUUUGUUGUUGUCAUCCUCAAAGAGAAAUUCUAUUUCAGUUAUUUUUGGUCUUCACAGCAAUCAUUAAGACUUAUCUAAUAGAAGCAAGGUUUCAGAAGGUAUAAAGUUGGCCUGUGAUGCUCGUCUGUAUUUCUAUUCUUAUGUUUUUCUCAAGUUACUUUGCAUGAUUCAGGGUUCAAAAUAAUUAGCAUAUGUUGUAUACUUGGCUCUUGAGCAGUGAUACUUCCUGCCCCUUUAAAUGAACUUUUCCCCUCCCACAAGUGGGUGGGGCUUCUUUACUUACCAUAUUAGGGAUGUCCACCAAUGAGAUAAUACACAGCCAGGUGUGAAAAAAAACAUUUUAAAACCAAAUGUUUAAAGCAAAACUGAUUCUGUUUUACAUCAUUAUUUCAAACUUUGAUCAUGUUAAGAGCAAAGAAAAUAGAUGGCAGAAAAUAUGGAAGAGCAUAAUAGGUUCACUUUAAACAAUCUGAAACAAACCACCACACGUAUAUCGACAUGUCUUCAGUACACUUUAUUUGAUCCUGCUGAAAUUAUGGCAUUUAUGUAAUAAAUAUUCUGAUAUUUAGCAUUUUAUAGUAUUUCAUUAGUACUUGAACCAUUCAAAUGUCUCUCAUAGGCUUAAGUUUGUUUGCAGUGUUUUCAUCGAUUUAGCGAGAUGUUUCUGUUUUAGAAGUUUGGAUUGAAAUCUUUCUGUCCAUAUCACUGGCCCUUCCUGAUUGACUUAAAUGCAGCACUUUCACAACCUUUAACACUUCCUGCCCUGCAUUAUUUUUGAUAACAUUCUAAUUUUUCAUACAUGUAUAUCAGGAUUGAUGUAUCUGUCCUUUCUUUUUUGUAGUGUGACCGUUCGUUUUUUUGUUUGUUUUUUCGGGGAGGGGGGGUUGAGGAAAUUUCCUAUCUGAAAAUGAGACUGGAGUGUUUUAUGAGAUAAUAUGAGGAGUCAUGUAUUGUUGCAGCUUGUGAAUUCAGAGCACCCCUUUAAAAUUCAAUAAAUUUGAUUUGGUAGACUGUUUUGAA
This is a messenger RNA of Neolamprologus brichardi, 9185 nucleotides long. Lineage: Eukaryota; Metazoa; Chordata; Actinopteri; Cichliformes; Cichlidae. The record is from RefSeq and is a predicted model, not a curated record.